Eublepharis macularius is the source of this 3296-nucleotide messenger RNA. It is a transcript of the gene IGSF8, whose product is annotated as immunoglobulin superfamily member 8. Lineage: Eukaryota; Metazoa; Chordata; Lepidosauria; Squamata; Eublepharidae. The record is from RefSeq and is a predicted model, not a curated record. Bases 1 to 1959 code for a protein of 652 amino acids. The transcript has 7 exons.
AUGUCACACUUCCACCACCACCCGGAGCCUGGUUGUGCAACUGCUUUUUCUCCAGAGUGUGUGUGGGGGGGGGGGGGGCGGAACAAGCGACAGUUGCCCGGACUGGGAUGUCUGCUGGGCUCGUCUCAUUUCUCGCUGAGCAGCGCACGAGACGUCCACGUCCCUCCUGGGCCCUUGCGCCGGAUUGCAGGCACUGCGGUCUCUAUUCCCUGCAACGUAUCCGAGUACGAGGGACCCACCGUGCAGCAUUUUGAAUGGUUCCUGUACCGCCCGUCAGCUCCCGACAUCUCCAUUGGGGUGGUCAGCACCAAAGACCCCAAGUUCCCUUAUGCCAUCUUUGGGCCUCGAGUGCAGGCAGGAGCGGUGUCCAUCCAGCGGGUGCGCGGAGAUGCUGUCGAACUGCGCAUCAAGGAGAUACGUGCAGAAGACGCGGGGGUCUACGAAUGCUACACCCCCUCCACUGACUCCAAAUACCUUGGCACCUACAGCAGCAAGGUGGAAGUCAAAGUGAUGCCGGACAAGCUCUCCGUUUCUGCUGCCUCUCCCUCCGCUGCGAAGCCCUCCCUCUGGAGCCGCGGGGCUGUUGCUGCCGCCCCCCCAGUGCUGCAGAUGACCCUGUCCGAGAGCCAGGAGCUCCGGCUGACGUGCACAGCCCUGAGUGAGACCCAAGAGCACACCCACCUCUCCGUCUCCUUUGGCUUUUCUGGGCCGGAGGCCUCUGGCGGCCGCAGGACAGUGCAGGAGGUGAUCGGGAUGCGGAGGGAUUUCGCCGUGGAGGCUGGUGGGCCUUUUGCGGAGAGGCACGAAGCCCGCGAGGUGUCCCUCGCCAAGCUGGGCCGCCAGCAGUAUCAGAUGGUCUUGGGUUGGUUGAGGCCGGAGGAUGCGGGGCUCUACCACUGCACUGUGGGCGAGUGGACCCAGGAUCCCGAUGGCAGCUGGCAGCAGAUUGCCGAGAAGCAGGUGGCGCUGGCCCAGGUGGCGGUCCAAACCAUCGCUAGUCGGCUGACGGUGUCUGCCAGUCCGCCCCAGAUCCGGAUCAGCUCUGGAGAGGCCCUCGAUCUGCUUUGCAAGGUCUCUGGAGUCCCGGCUUCCCCUUUGGCCCAUGUUGCCUACGUGGUAGGCUGGGAAGUGAGCAAGGGAGAUGCCAGGGAGGGGCACCUCGUGGCCCAGCUGGACACCGAUGGCGUGCUCGUCCUGGGAGACAGUUACAGCAACCGUGAUGUGGGCGAGCGGCACGUGUCCCUUCAGAAGACGGGCUCACCCCCUGGCUCCUACCAGCUGCGGAUCGAGUCUGCCCAGCCAGGGGAUGUGGGCACCUACCGGUGCGUGGUGCGGGCUUACAUCCUUUCCCCGAGAGCGGAGCUGCGCCAGGUGGCCAGCAGCAGGUCGCAGGGGCUGGCAGUGGACAUGAAACCUGAAGGGGUGGUGCUUGAGGCCCAUGCGUGGCUGCCGUUCCCCACCAUCUACCGGGGGGACACGGUUGACGUGCGCUGCAACAUCUCUGUGGAAUCAACGCAGGCUGUCCAUGUGGCUCUCAGCUGGUGGGUGGAGCUAGCCCAGGAGAAUUCGGAGCCGCGCGGCCGCUUGCUGGCCUCAAUGAGCCGUGAGGGGGUGGCUGCCCUAGGAAGCCGGCCAUCCAGUGGCCCUGUGAGUGUGGAGAAGGUUGGCCCACUGACCCACCGGUUGCGCAUCCACGAAGUCCAGCCGUCAGACGAGGGGAAGUACCAGUGUGCCCUGACUGCCUGGGUGCGCUACCCAGACCUCAGCUGGUACAAGGCCGGAGCUGUGAAGUCCAACGCUGUCGCUGUCUACCCUUAUGCUCUGCCCAUGGACACCUUGUUCAUCCCCCUCCUGGCAGGGGUCUCCAGCGCCCUCUUCAUGGGCAUCUCCAUUCUAGCCACUGUCACCUGCUGCUUCAUGAGGCGACUCCGCAAGAGGCACCUCCCUCCGCCUCCGUGAGGCCCUCCCUCUGCCAGACCUCUUCCUGUUUCCUGAGCGAGGUGGCCUGAUCCUGAAAGCAGCUCUGCGCAACCUCUGGACUGAACGUGGCUCUGCCCCCUGGAAUGCGCCUCGAGCCGAAGAGCCCUGAAGCUGCAGCUCACGUUCAGGCCACGGGCGUGACUGUUUCCCGAAGGGCCCUUCCUCUGUGUGUGUGUGUGCGUGUGUGUGUGUCUGUGAACAAGAGACUACGGGGGAUCUUCCCCAGAGAGCUUCUCUCACCUCACUUGCUGAGUCCAAGCAGGCCCUCUUCUUUGGUCUGCUGUGUUGCUUGACACACGUGUCCCAUGCAAAGCCCCCCCUCUCCACACGCGGAGCUGAUUGGAGUGAGACCCUCUGACUUUGGGGAUGGUCAAGGCACAGGGGAGGGCUGUGGCUGUUCUCUUUUCUGCCAAGAAUGGGAGGCUUUAGGGGUCUCCAAACCACCCCCCCCCCCAGCCACUGAGGAUUAGCUGGAAAACGCUGAAUGGGUUGGUUGAGUGAUGGCGGGGGGCGGGGGGGCACCCUGAGAUUGGCUGCUGCAGCUGCUGCUUCCCUGCUUGGGCUUCAGCAGCCCCCCAACCGGGAUGGCUCUUGGGGCAGUUCAGCUGAACGAGCAUCUCGGAUCGAGGCAGGAAGACGGGGUGGUGCUGGGGCAGGUGCUCCAGGAGAGAAUGCCCCCGGGGGGGGGGUCCUUAAACAUCUCCGGUGUGCAACACAAAUGCGCAGUGGGUGCUUUGAGCUUCUUUCCCCCCACCCCCCCACCACGCUUGCACCUUGGCUUGGGUGGCCUUGAGGCUGGGCUGGAGCUUUGGCUUGGCAUCCAGACCUCGUCACCUGCCGUGGCAGAACCGAUCUCUCCCCAGGGGCGUGACGGAGCAGAGGGGCAGAAUGAGCACUUCUUCUGGGUUCGCAUAGUUUUGAAUUUGUGCUUCCAAAGCCAGCCGUUGUCCCUUUUCUCUGGGAACGAGUGAAGGAGGCACACGUAGGUAGCAUCACCAAAAACAGCUUCUGUGGCUCUGCCCCCCGCCUCCCCCCCGCCCCCCGUGAAGCCUUCGCCCAUUGCAAUGGCCCCUUUCUGCCCCACGGCUGCAUCGCAGAGGGUGGCGCUUCCCAGGGGGUGUGCUUUGUGGAGCAGCUGCCUUGGAGGACGUAGAGAGCGGCAGGAGUCCAGGAGCACAACUGGCCCGGAGGGAGAAUCCACCCAGAAACUGCCAGUUAUUUUCUGGCCGCUGUUUAUUUUUAGAUCUGCUCUGAAACGCAGCAAAGCGAUGCGGGAGGACUGGGAGAACUCGGGCUGGGUGGGGGGAAUCAGCGCG